GACAACGCAACUUCUUUCUUGCUAAGAAAACCUAUGAAGGACACACUAAGUAUACUCAAGACUCAAGUACUGCUAUUGAUGUCAUACACAUACUAACUUUGGAGCUAUUUGCGGUAACUGGGACGGAGAUUGCCUGACUCAGCACGCGGAUCUGCCGGCGCGACCACAUCGCGUCCCGUCCCUUGUGCUAACGUUUCUUACUGUUCUAUUUGUCUUUGUACAUUUUCCUGGAUAGCAAAUUUGCCAAUUCUAGUGUCACUGUAAUCUCGAAAGUAUCAAAUAUCUAUAUCGCGCCAAGUAUCAUGGUCUUCAGUAAGCUCUUUAGCUCUUUACGCCCUAAAGCUUCUCGAAACAGACUGAAGGCAGAGUCAGAUGAAGGGGAGUCGGCUUACUUGAAAGCCGAGUCAGAUGCAGGGAGCACCGUCAAUACUUUAAGAUUCAAACCAUCUCGGAAUAAAUUGAGAAAAGAGCAGCCUCGUCCGAAGACCGCCAAUCCAAAAGGAAAAGGGGCUUCACAGGCCACUCAAUAUCUUCGCCCCAAUGGUCGAUCAUUCGAUGGGGCAGUCGAUGAGCAAACUGGAGAGAGAGUCGAUCAUACCGCAUUGCUUCACGGCUUAGCCCACGUGGGAUCUUUUGAUUCUAUGCAUGAAGCUUACGGUAUGGAUAAUCCGGAUCGCCCCCCCGGAGAGCUCGCAGUAGCCAGUUUACCUUCAAAUAUUUGGAGAUUUAUUGUGGGAUAUCUGUCACUUAGUGAUGCAGCAAGUCUUGCUUUCUCAAGCAAAACACUUCUCGAUCGAGUUGGACGUAAGCCAUGGCAUGACUUGGAUCUUCCAGAAAACCAUCGAGACAGGAUUGAGUUUUUGGUUCACAUGGACCGUGAUCUUCCUAAUCAUCUUCUUUGUUUCCCCUGUGCAAUUUAUCAUGUCCGCAUAAUACCAGGCGAAGAACGUUUGAAAGCCACACAUAUCAUAAAUCAUCUUUUCGAAUGUCCAAAUGCUCUAACACAGGUCGCCCCAAGGACUCGGCUGACUGUCGGUCACACCCUUCCGUUUUCGUUUGUGCAGCUUGUCUUACGAUCAAAUCGCUACUCUCCAAGCCAUGGAAUUCCAGUAGAAUCGAUAUCCAAACGCUGGAAAGAUCCUCAACUUGGAGCCCAGGGCACGGGAACCUGGUCACAUCAAAGCCGAUAUUAUGUUGACAAGGGCCAUCUUCUCUUGCGUGUGAUUAGUCAAUGCUUUCCAGAGCCAGAUCUUCCUAUAAGUGCGCAGCGAAAUCUUUUGUAUUCCCGCGAGGAUUACUUUCCAUACUUCUCGGUCUGCGCUCAUUGGAGGGAUGGCGACCUCAUGGAUGUAUGUAAAUGUGCGUUGGGGCACAUACCUAAACGCAGAGAAACAACUUCCUCGGCAUUGAAAAACAGCCCGAAUGCUAUUUUUUCACUUGCAAAUCAGAAAAGUCAAAUGUCCUCUCAAUGUUCUGUAUGUCAGCCAUUGCGUCGAUGCCCACGAUGCCCAACAGAGUACUUGGUUGAGCUUAAAUUUGCUGAGGAUAGGACCGACCAAGUCAACAGAUUCAAGCAAGCUAUGACUGUGACAAGGUGGAGCGAUUUAGGUAAUGGAACUUCUCCGUUAUCACCAGAAUGGGCUGCGAUUAACGGUGAAUUCGAGGGCUAUGAUUCAUUCGAUACCGUUAAAGGGCGUGCAAUUUCUGGAACAUUUGAAUCGCAAUUUGGUAUUACACUUCCUGCGCAAAGGAUCUUGUCUCUCAAUCCAAAGAAUGAAGUGAAAGGAGAAGAUGGUCAUAAUUGGUAUUAAGAAGUAUAAAUAUGUUAAAGUAAUGUUGAUUUUUCUCUCAUCACACCCGAGACACGGUGCAUUCCGAUAAAAUUCAUGGUACAACUUCCUUCCCCUAGAAUCCA
Messenger RNA from Botrytis cinerea B05.10, 1915 nucleotides. RefSeq lists its product as hypothetical. Lineage: Eukaryota; Fungi; Ascomycota; Leotiomycetes; Helotiales; Sclerotiniaceae. The transcript has a single exon. The record is from RefSeq and is a predicted model, not a curated record. Bases 303 to 1811 code for a protein of 502 amino acids. Gene Ontology annotation, molecular function: protein binding.